AUGAAGCUCUUGCGAGUUUCCGGUGGAGGAUUCUCAAGUGGCGGUGGAAUCUCUGGUGGAGGAUUCUCUAGUGGCGGUGGAAUCUCUGGUGGAGGAUUCUCCAGUGGCGGUGGAAUCUCUGGUGGAGGAUUCUCAAGUGGCGGUGGAAUCUCUGGCGGAGGAUUCUCUGGUGGAAGCAGCGGUGGAUUUGGUGGUGGAUCUGGAGGUUCCGCUGGUGGGUGUCGUGAUGGAGAGAUCCUGCAUGUGGAUGGAUCCUGCGUUGUUCCUGUAAUCACCAGAAAUGUAUUUGUGUAUGAUGCUCCUGAACAAUCUCAGCAGCCAAGCGGUCCACCACCAAGUGUCCCACCACCAAGAGUUGACCAUAACGUUCUGUUCGUGCGUCUUCCUGAAGGAGGAGCAGGUCCUGAACCCAUCAUUGUUCCUCCACCAAGGCAAGAGAACAUCGUGUAUGUCCUGAACAAGAACGACGGAGCAGGAGGCCAGCGAGUAAUCGAGGUUACUGCUCCUCCAGCUACCAAUCCCGAGGUGUACUUUGUCAACUACGAAGAGGGAGAGAACCCAACUCUUCCUAUUGGUGUGGAUCUUGAGACUGCUCUCAACGCUGCCGCUAGUGCUGGCGGUCAAGUGAUCGGAGGCGGCGGAGGAGCAGGUGGCUUUGGAGGCGAUGGAGGAUUUGGCGGUAGUGGAGCAGGUGGUUUUUGGAGGCGCCGGAUGGAGGAUUUGGCAUAUAGGUAG
This is a messenger RNA of Penaeus vannamei (Pacific white shrimp), 735 nucleotides long. The record is from RefSeq and is a predicted model, not a curated record. NCBI's taxonomy places the organism in Eukaryota, Metazoa, Arthropoda, Malacostraca, Decapoda, Penaeidae.